UUAUUGAAGAGUAGAAAAUAUAAAAUUGUCGAAUGAUGCGAAUUCAUGGGCAAAUUAAAUGAUUUGCAGGUACGGAUCGUUUACGGUUUACAGUCCCUUGCCGGAGUGCACGAGAAGAUAUUCAGACCCUGUAGAAUCUAGCAAUUAAUCGAAAUCAACAAUUUACGGACCCAAAACCCAAUUAAAGGUUAGCAUUGGGGGAACCCCUCUUUACAUUUCAAUGGCUUCUCUUCAGUCAACAACCUUUUCGUGUGAUAAUACAUCAGACGAAAAAAGUUGAUGGCUUUGGUCACAUUCUGAAUAUUAGCUUUGAUGGGUGACCCUUCUUCCUCGGCUUCAAGCCUGGAGUGGCUCUGGACAAUUGAGUACCUAGCAAGGUUCCGCCAACUAGACCCGUCAAUUUUACAUCAUUUGAUUGAUGCGGCUCCAGUAUUAUCCGAGCAUUUGGGAAAGAGUACAAGGGAAAUGGUUUCUUUGAGAUGUUUGGAACAAUUGUUUGGUAUUGGUAAUGGAGUUCCAAAUGAUGUUCCUUCUGUGGGAGAGCCAAAACGAACAUUUGAUUUCUCAGGGACUUGUGAAGAUGCGCUCAAAUCCAUAUUGAAAGAGACAUCAGUAUCGGAUUUGAGAAUGACUAGAUCAGAUGUAUUGAGAUGGGAUAUUCAUCCUUUUAUCACACAUAAAAGAGCUUGCAUGCCAAAAUGUGCUUUAGAAAAGCUUAAAGAUGAAAUUUCCAAAGGUACCCAUCCAAACGCUGCUGCAUUGACAGAACUUAUCGGAGUGGUCCAUAAAAAUGAUGAGAAUGGAAAGAUCACUGUGGAUUCUGGUCAUCAUAAUGCAGUUACUGGGAGGAUUGACAGUGAUGAAACUGAUGCUCAAGUCAUGGCACCAGAGGAGAGUACCAAUUCUCUACCACUGGAAAAUAAGAAUGGAAUGGUCGGAGGUGAUUCACAUCAUAGAAAUUUAUUACCCCUAAAGAGAAACAAAAGUAGUUUGGAUAAUGAAAAUCCUGCUGGAGAGCAUCAGGAAGAUCAAGGUGGUGUUGGUAAUGGUGAUCUCCUAUUAAAUGUCAAAAGGGUUAAGAGCAAUACCAUGUGUAUUAGUAACUCUACAGAACGGAGUUUUAUUCUUCAAAAUGGUAAGAGGUUGGUGGAGGAUUCUUCUGAAAAGUUGGUCAGAGUUAAAGAGAAAGGAAGUUGCCAAAUGGAAAGAGAAUCCCAAAUAAGACUGGCUGAAUGCAAGUCUUUAGAGAAUGGUCAUGACAAUUUUGUUGCUACAAAGGAGCUUGGAAAUAGUCAUAAUGUUGGUGUUAGUGCUGACUUCUUGAAUAAUCAAUGUGAGAAUGCUGGCAAUGCCAACAGAAUGCAAUCAGAUAGGUCUGGAGAUGGACCUUCCCAGCAUAUUUUGGUGGACGAAGUCCAUGAGGCUGAACAUAUUUUGGUUGGAGUUAAAGAGAGAGGAAGUUGCCAAAUGCAAAGAGAAUCCCAAAUAGGAGAGCUGGCCGAAUGCAGGUCUUUAGAGAAUGGUCAUGACAAGUUUGUUGCUACAAAGGAGCUUGGAGAUAGUCAUAAUGCUGGUGUUAAUGCUGACUUCCAGCAUAAUCAAAGUGAGAGUGCUGGCGACGCCAACAAAAUGCAAUCAGAUAGAUCUGGAGAUGGACCUUCCCACCAUAUUUCAGUGGAUUCCUUGAGUGGAUUGCACAGAGAUGCUGCUGUUGAAAAACUUGGUGGCAUGGAGCAUCUUUGUCAAGAAGACACAUCAAGUGAUGGUGAUGAAUAUCAUCUUAGGAAGGUUGAUGUUGCUAUGGAGAAGAGCCAUUUCCUGAGCUCUCAAUGCACACUGAAUCAUGUUUCUCCAACCAACUGGACAGAGCUGCACCUUUGUGUAAAAUGUAGCAAAGAUGGUCAGUUGUUGGUUUGUAAUGCUGUUGGUUGUCCACUGGUGGUUCACAAAGAGUGCUUGGGUUCCUUACCAAGGUUUGAUGAGGAGGGAAACUUUUACUGCCCAUUUUGUUCAUAUUCUCUUGCUAUCUCAGAGUACAUGGAAGCUAAGAAAAAGGCCUCUCUGGCAAGGAGAGAAUUGUCUGCAUUCAUUCAUAAACAAACUGAGAGCUCACAUAGCAAAGAGCAUAAUAAUUUGAAUCAAGAUGGAGAUGAGGAUGAUAUGAGCGGAAAUGUCAGAGAGAGUGAGUCUAAUCAAACAAAUAAUGGCGGAUAUGCAUUUGAAGUUAACAGUCAACUUGAGAAAAGGAGAGGUGAUAAGCAACCUGUGGAGCCUACAGUAUCAUGUUCUGAUAUAAAAUUGAUAAAUCAAGAAGAAGAUCCAGAUGUAACUCAUGCGAUAACUAAUGUUUCUACUGGAGAAAAAGAAAGGGAAGAGAUGGCUUCAGAGUGCCUGACUGUAGGGGGGCUUGAGAGACAAGACCAAACUUUUGCCAACCCUAAAUGCAAUGGUGAUAAUCCAAUGCGAAAAGACAGUGAGUGUUUCCCUUUAAAUGGAAAACAAGCUGGAGUGAUUGAAAAGAAUGUUCUAGAGCAACAAAGUAGUGAUCAAGAAAACAUCUCUGAUGAGGGAAAUAAGGAAAAUUUAGUCUCUAAUUACUCCAUAAGGUUUCAAAGGAGAGAGAAACAAUAUUUAAGCCCAGCAAUACCUCAGUUGAGGCGAAAGAAAGUUCAUUGGACAACUGAGGAAGAGGAGAUGCUCAAGGAGGGAGUGCAGAAAUUUUCAAAUGUUGGUGAAAGAGCUAUUCCAUGGAAGAAAAUUUUGGAGUAUGGUAGUUCAGUAUUUCUUAAUGGCCGUACUACAGUAGACCUUAAGGAUAAAUGGAGGAACAUAUGUAAAGGAAGUCCUAAAUGCAAAUAGGUGUGGGCCGGGUCAGCUCGCUUGCAAAGUUACUUCAUCUUACUUUGUUACACUAUAAUCCAGUCGCACAUGGAGGGAAUCUCAAAUUUAAGCAUUCUAUGAAAUUCUGGAAGCACCCUUUGUUAAGAUCAUGACAAAUAUGAUAAGUGUUAGAAGCUGGACUAUACGACGUGGACUCUUCUCCAUUUUCGCUUAUCAAACACUGUAAAGUAGGUGUAGAUAUCUAGAAUUUUGGUGUUUAUUUUGGCUGUUAUUUCAGUGACUCUUUACGUAAACUUCUGGUUUGUCUUGAAAAAAGGCAUAUGAAAUAUGAGCUUCUUUUGUAAUUUUAUGCAAGAAAUCUAUCUGUGAACUAUGAAAGAGUUGAUGUUUGCAGAGUACCACGAUCUGCUGAAAGUUUCAUAUGAAAACAUUUUACAAUUUCAGAUUA
This is a messenger RNA of Manihot esculenta (cassava), 3289 nucleotides long. RefSeq lists its product as uncharacterized. The transcript has 9 exons. NCBI's taxonomy places the organism in Eukaryota, Viridiplantae, Streptophyta, Magnoliopsida, Malpighiales, Euphorbiaceae. Bases 313 to 2859 code for a protein of 848 amino acids. The record is from RefSeq and is a predicted model, not a curated record.